Molecule: messenger RNA, 1272 nt
Organism: Lactuca sativa (garden lettuce)
Lineage: Eukaryota; Viridiplantae; Streptophyta; Magnoliopsida; Asterales; Asteraceae
Product: putative E3 ubiquitin-protein ligase RHB1A
Cellular component (GO): cytosol
Molecular function (GO): ubiquitin-protein transferase activity
Source: RefSeq, a predicted model, not a curated record
AUCAUUUUUCUCACACACAUAAUUCAUAAAGGAAAGGAAAGGGGGUGAAAAUACCUUUGCGCACUUUCUCUCUCUCUAUCUCUAUUUUCUUGCUUUGCUCAACUCAAAGUACACGGCUGACCUCUCCGUUCACAACUCCACCUCAAUCGAUAGAGGGAUUUUGCGUUUAGGUCGAAGACUGUGCUAUUGUAGACCGACGUUUUUUGAAUUCCUUUAUAUUGACCUGAGGAAUGAUUAUUACUGAUCGAAUUAUCGUAGAAUAAGUUGAGAGGUGUCUUCUCCAUUAGUAGAGAACAAAACGACAAUGACACCAUUAUCAAUAUCUUCAGUUCGAUAAAAUCCAUAACUGAGUAAAACAAAAAAAUGGGAGGCUGCUGUUGCUGCUUUUCUAAAGGAGUAGAACUCAACACUUCACCCCGAUUCUAUCAUUAUCCAAUAGCAUCAGAGGAGCGGCAACCUUUGUCAUCAUCAAACAGUGGUGGAGUUUCUGCACUUUCUACAGGGCUUUUAGUCGAUACAAAUCUUGAAACUUCUUCAAUACCAGAUACAUAUAGACCUCCCCCUGCCCCUAUCCCAUAUGAUGUAAAUGUUGACCAUCAUCCAAGAAGUCCACUCAGUAACAAUCGAGAAGCUUCUGGUGUUGGAGAAAUAACCAUCAGUAGCAACAACAGUCCCAGUGGCGAAACUGUAAUUAAGGAAACAAAAGGGUCUGAAUGUAAAGACCUUACAAAUAUUGAACUUGUUGCAACAAAAGAAGUAGAAGAUGAUCUUGACAAGUCUGGUGAACUCAAGAAGCCUACUGGACCUAUUUUGCCCCCUGAGGAAUGUCCCACCUGUCUUGAAGAAUAUGAUGAAGAAAACCCAAAAAUAAUAACGAAAUGUGAACAUCAUUUUCACUUGUCAUGCAUUCUUGAAUGGAUGGAAAGAAGUGACACGUGCCCUGUGUGUGAUCAGGAGAUGAUAAUCAACUUUCCCAUCAACGAAUAGCAAGAAAUGCAUUGUGGGGGGGUUUGGAUUACUAGCAACCACCGUUUGGAUUUGAUUUUUUUUUUUAAUUGGAAAAACAAAUAAAAACUUUGAAAAAACUAAAACCAACAAGAAAAGCAGUAUCAGUGAAGUUGGUUUGAAGAACAAAAAAUGUUGGAAAAUGAAUAUUAUUUUGUACAGAAGUUUUCAGGAGUCAUGAUGUUGGUUUUUUUUAUACUUGUUUGUAGAAAGAAUUUUAUGUGCAUGAUUUGAUUUCACAAAUAGAUGUCACUUCAUGUUUUAGUA